AUGCCACCUAAAAGGAAGAGGGAUAUCAGAGGGGAGAUGGUGUCGCCAUCCAGGGGCAGAGGACACAAAAAGCCUCGCCAUGCUCCCAGGCAGCAAAGGUCUGGAGCCAGGAAUGAUCAUCCCCCCCACCAUGCCGAACCAGAGACUGCAGGGAGUGAUGCUUCACCCGACAGUGACUUGGGGGAAUUCACACCACCAAUCAUGGGUAAUGUUGAUUCAGAUUUCUCCCUUGAUGUAAAUCUUUCUGAUUUCACUCCUGUCCCAGAACUUAGCUGUUUCGAUAAUGUAGGUCAACACAUUCCUUUGAAGUUAAAACAAAAAAUUUGGGAUGGACAGUUUAUUGAGUUAGGUCUGCUGUUAAAAUCAGCCAAAGAGAUUAAUGAUAGUUUGGGAGGACAAGGGGAAAUUAAAAUUAGAGACGGGAAAUUUUGUAUUGUCCGGUCAAAGGUUGGUUCAUAUUUGACAAUUGAAAAAUGGACAAAUGCUUUAAUGAUUUACAUGAGUGUUAUGUUAGAGAAAUAUCGCACUAGGGCCCAAGAGUUUUUAAAAUACAUGAGAGAUAUCAGACUAGCUGCCUCUAGAUCACAGGGCUGGUUCAAAUACGAUGAACAAUAUCGGCUACGCAAAGCUAGCAAUCCCGAAUCCUCCUGGGGGGUUAUAAGUCAAGAAUUUUGGCUACUGUAUGUGACCAACCAAAGUUCAAAUUCUUUUGGCAGUCAGAAUCACUUCAACAAUGCUAAACAAAAUUUAGAUGAGAGCAGCACAUCCGCUGCUACCCAGUAUUGCUAUCAUUUCAAUCAGGGCCUUGUACCUAAAAAAGACGGUGAUUACCGCCUCAUUCACCAUUUAUCAUAUCCAGAAUCUGCUUCAAUAAAUGAUUUCAUUGACUCAGAACAGAGCUCAGUUACCUAUUCAACCAUAGAUGAUGCUGCCGCCAUUAUUGCAAAAUUAGGUCGGGGGGCAUUUCUGGCAAAGUCAGACAUUAAAUCAGCCUUUAGGUUGCUACCAGUGAACAGCACUGAUUUCGACUUCAAAACACAUACCUUCAAAAUCAAAUUUUAUUGCGGAUUCUAUCUCUCGUUCACAGUGGGGCAAAUUCCGACGGCUAGCACCGGCAGCGGAUCCAUGGCCAACACCGCUUCCCAAGAAUAUGUGGGAAAUUUAACAAGGGAGGCAAACAGACUUAUACAGGGUUCACUAUCAGCAAACACUUACAAAGCUUACCAGGGGGCUCUCACCAACUUCAAAAAAUUCCUGAAUAAUUGUGGGACCACAUUGUAUUUCCCCAUUCCUGUUGAUCAUUUGCUUAAUUUCAUUGCCCACCUUUCUAUUUCAGGUACAGCUUAUAGAACAGCUGCACUGUACAUUAGCGCAUUAUCAUAUAUCCAUAAAUUAAGAGGCAUACAAGAUAACACUCAAUCAUUCAUUGUCAAAAAAGCCUUGCAGGGUCUAAACAAAAAGAGAGGUAUCACUGUUGAUUCUCGAAUCCCAUUAACUGUAUCUAUCUUGGAGCAUGUAGUAUCAGCAUUGCCGUCAGUGUGUAGAUCAUCUUACGAGGCAGUUUUAUUUUCCACACUUUUUUCAAUUGCAUAUCACGGCUUGCUUAGAGUAAGUGAAGUUUUGAAUAUCCAUAGGGCACACAUCACGUUUACUAGAAGCAAGGUCAGCAUCUUAAUUCCCAGGUCCAAAACUGACCAAAUGGGAAAUACAACAACAUUGCAUAUUUCCAAACAGUUAAAUUCGGAUAUUUGCCCAGUACAGUGGGCACUCAGGUUUUUGCAGCUGCGCCCUAAUGAUGGUUCCCUUUUAUGCUUUAUUCAUGUCGACAAUAAGGUUGUAACAAGAUACCAAUUCAACUAUGUGCUUCAAAAAGCUCUUCAAUUCAGGAACAUUCAAGGACACUUUAGACCACAUAGUUUUAGAAUAGGCAGGGCUACAGAUCUUGCAAAACAGGGGUUUCCAGAUUCAGAAAUAAAAUCUUUGGGCCGGUGGGAGUCAAAAGCUUUCAGAAACUACAUAAGAUUAUAACAUGUUAGCAUUGUUAAAUGGAAUACAGGCUAAUUUUGCCAAAGUAUUCCAGGUUUCAAGACGAUUUGGAUAGUGGGAUCUUCAAUACCUUAUUGGGCUGGUGAGGAGGCAGGGAGGAGACCGGGUGGAAAGAAUCUUAAUCUUGGGAUGGACAUCACUUGGAAGGGAAUUAGAGGGCUGAAAUGGGAAGAUCUUGACAAAGUGUUAACAGAUGAACUCAAACACCAACCACAUCCAGAUGUACUAGUCAUUCACGCAGGGUCAAAUGAUCUAACUACGGCUGGCAAUACUGCACUUAGAUUUUCACAUGAAAUUCAAUGUAGUUUGUAUCGUUAUAAUGUAUUGCUUCCUAAGACUUUGCUUAUUUGGUCAACAAUGCUUCCCCGCCUUUAUUGGCAUGGUGCACCUCUUGGCAAGGGUGGGGCUAAGAUUGAUCUAAAACGGCGUAAGGUGAAUAAAGCCAUUAGAAAAUUCAUUACAUCUGAAGUUAAUGGGGCUUGCAUUUUUCAUGACAAAAAUAUCAACGUUCAUCAAAGCAGUUUAUUUAGAUAUGAUGGAACUCAUUUAUCGGAAAGGGGGAAUAAGGCUUAUUUAAAUAAUAUUCAGGGUGGUUUGGAAUUCAUUUUAGGGGGAAAGGGCAAAAUUUUCCCUCCUCAGUAAUGCCCUUUGUUUAUUUAGUCAGAUUUCAGUUGUGAUGACCUGUAAUUUCCUAGUUUAGGAUUGCUAUAUAUAUAAAUAUUAAUUUUGGUGCAAAUUGUUGUGGGGAACAUCAUAUCGAUGUUAGUGGCAAGGUCAAGGGAGACAUCAGCCUUGUACACGCUUAACCUGUUUGUCUCUGCCCAUCUGCAUCAAAGCAUGAGGGGGGUAUCAUGGCUGUGUUUUAACAUGGAAGUUAAAUGCCAUUGAGGAAAUGUGUAGAAUAAAUGUAAAUUGCUUGGGAUCUGCAGCAUUUCAGUGCUCAGACCCCCUCUACCUAUAUAAAAGUAGGAGAGGCUACAGGCUGGUUUGUGUUAAAAUUCUAAACCAGGUAGCAAGCCAGAGGCAGGGUGUAAAAGCUGUGCAGCUUGUGUGCCUAGCCAUCAUGCGUGUGUCAGGCAUGGGGUUCCAUGGCACUCGCAUCUAAGCGAGGCCACUAGUUUGCCCGUUUGUUUAAAUGGUAUCCUAGUUGUCUCCCUUGACUCCUACAAAAUUUGCGGCCAUUUUCAUCCAACAUUGUGUGUGUUGUAUUAUUAUGAUCUUGUUUCUCAAUAAAUUAGUAAAGUUACAA
Molecule: messenger RNA, 3295 nt
Organism: Saccostrea cuccullata (small rock oyster)
Lineage: Eukaryota; Metazoa; Mollusca; Bivalvia; Ostreida; Ostreidae
Exons: 3
Coding region: 1-2028 (675 amino acids)
Biological process (GO): DNA recombination; DNA integration
Molecular function (GO): DNA binding
Source: RefSeq, a predicted model, not a curated record